Molecule: messenger RNA, 1381 nt
Organism: Daldinia loculata
Lineage: Eukaryota; Fungi; Ascomycota; Sordariomycetes; Xylariales; Hypoxylaceae
Exons: 1
Coding region: 510-1127 (205 amino acids)
Source: RefSeq, a predicted model, not a curated record
CCUGCACUCGAGUCGAAAGGGAUAUGACCACAAUUCUCUCCCUUUCCAUGAUUGACGGCUCUCGGCGAGAUAAGCGGAUGACCGGCAAAUGCAGAUUUAAAAAGCGUCAUGAAAAUGUCUUCCCAUACGUGGUUCGUGGGUGGUUCGUUAGGUAGAAGGACUCGACCCGGUUAAAAUCCCCUUCUCCCCGGGUAUAUUGUGUUAUCUAAGGCCCAGCCGCGCCGUAGCUCCAAUAUAUCGAUAUUAACAAUAAAUGAACUUAACCUUGUUUCCAGGGAACGACUAGACUCUUCUUAUCUCUCGCGGAGGAGGGGGGUUAUGACGAAUUGCCCCGGAAGGCUUUUGUAUAAAUGUGGGUGUCGACGGCGACGAUCAGGGCAUGUUUUGAGAAUAACAAACAGACGACAGCAACAAUUGCAACGACAUCAAAUACUUAAUCAUCUAGAUAUACAUCACAGCAUAUUAGCUGAGAUUAAUACUUCAAUCUUCGCUAAGAAAAGUAGUUCACCAUGUACCGCGUUGGCAUUACCGCCCUAGCCCUCGCGGCUUUGGCCUCCGCAGCCCCCAUCUCCGAGCCGUCGAAGACCACGGAGCAGAGGGAUUUCAUCGUUCCCGACCCGAACAGCUGGCUCCCAGGAUCAGGCAGCCCGCCGCCGCCGACCUUCACUCUCUUACCUCCCAUCACCGGAGGCUUGGAGCCGUCGACCAAGAAGCGCCAGGGCACCGUCGUGAUCCUCCCGCCUAUCACGGGCGGCCUUGACCCGUCCGACAAGAAGAAGCGGCAGGACACGAUCGGAAUCGGCGACGGCAGCUCCGACCCCGUUAAGGCACACAUCACGGCCCUAGAGCUCGAGUAUGAGGCUUUGAUCCACAACUUCGGCACAAACCCACCCAAGCCUGUUGCCAAGCGCAUUGCCUCCAUCAAGGACGAGCUCCUGACCAAGUACGGCAUCAAGAUCAUCCAGUCCCCCGACGGCACCACGACCACCUUCGUGCCCGGCAAGCGAAGCGUCGUCGACAACGACUACGUUCCCGGCGGCCCCUUCUUCCCUCUCCCGGGCUUCCCCGGCGGUCCGAUCACCCCCGACCCCGUAGUCCCGGGCGGCCCCAUCGAGGUCAGCGACUAGACGGAGGCGCAGCAGCCGACCGCUAGCAACGCCGGAGAGUUGGGGGGGAGUUCCUUACUAGGUACCUACUGAAUAGGGGCAGGUGUUGGUGGAGGAGCUUUUCCUUGUACGAAAGAGAACGUCGGACGCGAAAAAGAAAGACCGAGCGAAGGGAUCUAGGGGCGCUGGCGAUAUCCGGGUUGCUAUUUUCCUUUCUGACGCUCUGAGAUCCACUUAGAUCGUUACCAAUAGUUUAGUAGUUUUUUAUUAUUUUU